Molecule: messenger RNA, 219 nt
Organism: Adineta ricciae
Lineage: Eukaryota; Metazoa; Rotifera; Eurotatoria; Adinetida; Adinetidae
Source: the annotation of a GenBank genome assembly
AUGGGAUCCGAUCGGAUCCGAGACUGUCGGAGUCCAAUGCGAUUCCGUCACCCGAGUUUCAUCGGAUCCGUCGAAUUNUCCGAUGCGACCCAACAUGCGAUCCCGUCACCAGGAUUUCAUCGGAUCCGUCGAAUUCCUGUAGGAUCUGAUAAAAUCCUAUAUUGGAUUCGAUGGGAUCCGAGUAUGGGAUUGUUCGACCUGGGUAGUUUAUUUAUCUGA